This is a messenger RNA of Gongylonema pulchrum, 930 nucleotides long. The record is from the annotation of a GenBank genome assembly. Lineage: Eukaryota; Metazoa; Nematoda; Chromadorea; Rhabditida; Gongylonematidae.
AUGGGCGAAUUGGUGCAACUUGAAAUUGGCAGUGACGUAGAAGGAUGGCGAAUUGACGGCAAACUUGGUGAGGGGGCCUUCGGUGCUGUCUACGUCUGCUCCAAGGAUAAUCAAAAAUAUGCAUUGAAGGUGGAAAGUGUACACGAAAAAGUGGGUUUCCUUAAAAUGGAGCUAACAGUGCUAAGUAAGCUGAAAGAGCAAGACCGCCUGAGGCAUUUCUGCCGAAUCGAGGAUAAGGGACGGCACAACGAUUUCUUCUACAUUGUUAUGACGAUGGUUGGAAGAUCAUUACAGGUUUAUGUUUUUCGCAACAAAUCGGAUUGUUUUAAAACUGAACUCCACCUCUCACUCGAAGAUCUGCACAACAUUGGUUAUUUGCAUCGAGAUGUCAAACCGGGUAAUUUUGCCAUUGGACGACCAGAAAUCAACGAAUUGAGAAACAUCUACGUACUGGACUUCGGUAUGGCUCGAUUGUACAUCCACGCAGAUGGCACAAUGAGAAAUCCUCGAGCACUGACCGGUUUUCGUGGUACCGUAAAGUAUGCACCACUGUCGGCACACAUUUUGCGUGAACUGUGCCGGAAAGAUGAUGUUGAAUCGUGGCUUUACAUGGUAGUCGAACUAACAAGCGGCAAGCUACCGUGGAGAAAUAUGAAUAUCUGUGAUAAGACGAAAUUUUUUGAUACACCAGAAUAUGAAAAAAUUUACAGUUUAAUGCAAGAUGCGAUCAGAACUACCAAAAGUCAGGAAUAUCCGUACGACUGGGAAAAACCAAAGCAAAGUGCUGAAACGCUCGAGCACCAAAGCGGUGUUGUAAGUGAAUACAAAAGUGUCUUGGAUGGGCCGCGAAAAAAUGAUAAGGAAUGCAAGGAGGAGUGCAAAAACGAUAAAGCACAACAAGAAGCCAACGUUGAACCGAAAGCCCCUUAG